This is a messenger RNA of Lampris incognitus (smalleye Pacific opah), 3525 nucleotides long. RefSeq names its product aminoadipate-semialdehyde dehydrogenase (gene aasdh). The coding region runs from base 1 to 3378 and encodes 1125 amino acids. Gene Ontology annotation, molecular function: protein binding. The transcript is spliced from 16 exons. Lineage: Eukaryota; Metazoa; Chordata; Actinopteri; Lampriformes; Lampridae. Gene Ontology annotation, biological process: amino acid activation for nonribosomal peptide biosynthetic process. The record is from RefSeq and is a predicted model, not a curated record.
AUGAAUAUUGUGAAAAAUCAGAAGAUGUUACAAGAUAUCGUAGCCAAAUCUGCUUCACUGGACAGCGCCAGAGUCGCUGUCACAUUUGAAAGCGGCUCUGGACAUUCUGUGUCUCUGUCAUAUGGCGAGGUUUUUGCGCUUAGGGAUGACCUAUCUCAUAAUCUGCGGAGGCACUGCUUAAGAAAUGAUGGAGUGAUUGCGUUGUAUUGUGAUACCGAUUUGUAUCUACCUGUCUGGAUUCUGGGAAUUCUCCAGUUACCUGCUGCUUAUGCAGUGCUUGACCCAGAAGCCCCUGGACGUCUCUCUGUACGCGUAAUGAGCCAGUGUGAUAUCAAGUACUGUGCAGUGCAGACUAAGUUGCUUGAGCGAUUCCAGACAGCUUUCUCCAAACUCAUUACUAUGGAAGUUUGUGCAGUGUUGACUGAGUACAACCUAACAUUAAUACAAGUACAGCUACUGCCACCUGCUGUACACGACCAUGAAGGAGCAGAACAACAAAGAAACCAGAAUUUGGAUGAUGCUGGUCUCUCUUCCUCGGCAAUCCAGGCAGAAGAUAUUGGACAUAGAGAUUUAGCUUAUGUGCUACACACAUCUGGAACAACGGGACUUCCAAAGAUUGUAAGGGUACCACACAAGUGUAUUGUACCCAAUAUACUGCAUCUCAGAACAUUGUUUCAGAUGAGUGCAGAGGAUGUAGUGUUCCUGGCCUCCCCACUGACCUUUGACCCAUCUGUGGUGGAAAUUUUUUUGGCGUUAUCAUCUGGGGCCCAGCUCCUCAUUGUCCCCACUGUGAUAAAGAAGAUGCCCAAUCGGCUGGCUCAACUGCUAUUUAAGAACCAUAGGACAACUGUCCUGCAGGUCACCCCUACCCUGCUGAGGCGCUUUGGUCGUCAUAUUCUAAAUAGAGAGGUGUUGUCUGCCGGCUCCUCUCUCCGUGUACUGGCUCUGGGUGGUGAGGCCUGCCCCUCCCCAGCCCUGAUCAAGAGCUGGAAACAGGAGGGAAACAAAACUCACAUUUACAAUAUCUAUGGCAUCACUGAGGUGUCCUGCUGGGCCAGCUGUUACCAAAUUCCAGAGAGUGUACUGCAGUCCAAUGAGCCGUUUCCACUCUGUAUACCCCUUGGAAGCCCUCUGAUGGGCACAACUCUUGAAGUGAGAGAUGAACAGGGUUGCAUUGUCACAGAGGGUGAGGGGCAGGUGUUCCUAGGUGGAAAGGACAGAGUGUGCCUCUUAGAUGAUGAAUCAGCUGCUGUCCCUGGGACAAUGCGAGUUACUGGUGACUGGGUGAAGGUUAAGGACAAACACCUUUACUACCUUGGACGAAGAGACAGGCUGAUCAAACGUCAUGGUCAACGGGUGAACUUGGAUAACUUGCAGCAAGUAAUAAUGAGCCUGCCUGAGGUAGAGUCCUGUGCUGUUGGUCUGUAUGAAGGCUCUUGGCUGGUGGCCUUUGUUGUGGCAACUACAUCUGGAGAUCAAAAGGCAACUUUUAUGUUCCCAUCUGUACAUCAGCAUAAGAACCAAAGUCCCCCUGCCUCUGCCGAUAAUCAGGAAGACCUCACUUCCUCCAUAGGCCACCAUGAAGAGAGAUACACUUCAAACAAUGACCCUCAAAAGGCGAUUCUCCACCAUCUGAAUUUACUUGUGCCCGGUUACAGUGUUCCAGACACACUUGUACUUGUUCCCGCCUUACCUCUGUCCUCCCACGGUAAAGUAGAUGCAAGUGCACUUAUGAAAAUAUACCAAAGGCAGAGAGAGCGUUUAGCGAGUGAUAAUUCAUUGAGGAAUGAGGCCGAACUAAAACAAAAACUGAAGUCUUUGUGGCAAGAUGCUCUAGGUCUUGCCAAAGAUGCAGCCGUUGAGGGGGAAUCUCACUUCCUGUUUAGUGGAGGAGAUUCUUUGAAGGCUUUGCGCCUCUAUGAUGACAUCAUCACUGCUGUAGGAACAGCCUUACCAGGACUUUUGGAAGUCAUACUUGAUGGAAAUUUCUUAGCUGUACUAAACCACGUUACCAGAGCAACAAUGACACUCCCAUUUGAGAACAGCUCGACAUCUCCAUCUGAUGGCAAAAAACGGCAAGCAGAUCCUCUCUGUGAAGUGCUGGCCAAAAGGGAACGCACAGAAACCAGUUGUACAGCAGAUGCACAGAAACAAGAGGAGAUUGGCGUUUCUUCCGAAACAAUGGCAGUAAAGGUUAUUCGAAGGGCAGGUGAGGUUACGGACAAAGGGCCUUCGUUGACUGUACGAACCAGUGGAAGGAGGUUUAGCAAUGGAAACUCCCCUAGUGGAGAGACCGGUUCGCCCCGGCUGGAUCUGAGCUGGUCCUCAGACACGGGCAGAUGUGUGGAUGCCUCACCAGUCCUUCUUGUGCAAGGAAGGGCAGAUCAGCGACCAGGCUUAACCAAAACAACUGUGUUCAUCGGCUCCCAUUCUCAUAGGAUGCAGGCCCUCGACCUGGCCACGGGAGAGCUGCUGUGGGAACGGGUCCUGGGGAAUAGGAUUGAGUCAUCGGCUGCUGUGACUCGCUGUGGAACCCUUGUGGUCGUCGGUUGCUACGAUGGCUGUGUGUAUUUCUUAUGUGCGGCUUCUGGAGAGACUCGGUGGGUAUUUCAGACAGGGGACGCCGUGAAGAGCUGUCCGACUGUGGAUCCCCUCACAGGGCUGGUGAUAGUGGGCUCACAUGAUGGCCAUGUUUAUGCCCUAAAUCCACAGGUUUGUCAGUGUGCGUGGAGGCAACACUGUGAGGGUGGGGCUGUGUUUUCUUCCCCAUACCUUGACCUUAUCUACAGACGGUUAUAUGUGGCGUCACUCGGAGGGCUCCUCCUAUGUCUCAACCCCGAUAAUGGAGAUGUCCUAUGGACGUACUCCAGAGGGACUCCAUUUUUUUCAUCUCCAAAUGGUGCUAAUGGUCAGGUUGUGAUUGGCUCUGUGGAUGGAAACAUUUGUUGUUUCAGCAACACAGGAAAAUUGCUUUGGGAGUUUUUGACUAAAGGACCCGUAUUCUCAUCACCGACUUACACUCCAGACCAGCAAAGGGUUUUUUGUGGAUCACAUGAUGGUCUUUUGUACUGUCUGAACUGUACUGAUGGCUCUUUAAUCUGGAGCUUUCAGACCUCAGCAAAGGUUUACUCCAGCCCCUGUACACUUAGUGGCUCUACUGUGGGCAGAAGGGGCAUCCUUGUGGGAACAGCCUCCACAGAUGGAACGAUAUGGAUCCUGGAUGGCCAGGAGGGUACACUGGUCAGUUCCCUCACUCUCCCUGGUGAGUUGUUUUCUUCCCCCGUAGUGUGGAAACACUCCCUCGUGGUGGGAUGUCGCAAUGACUUUGUGUACUGCAUCAAGCUGACAGACAAAAGGGAAAGGCAAAGGAACUCCUGAGAUCCUUUUGGUUAUGACUCCCAUGUGUGCUUGCAUUAAACAUGAAUACAACAUGGGAAAUACGUGUAUGGCUGUUUGGUUCCUCCUAGUGAGACACUGUGAGAAGACUGUUGGGCCAAACAGAUUUUUUUUUUUUAAUCUAUGAAA